This is a messenger RNA of Anguilla anguilla (European eel), 2626 nucleotides long. Its product is annotated as uridine-cytidine kinase-like 1. Gene Ontology annotation, cellular component: cytoplasm. Bases 177 to 1775 code for a protein of 532 amino acids. The record is from RefSeq and is a predicted model, not a curated record. Gene Ontology annotation, molecular function: ATP binding; kinase activity. Lineage: Eukaryota; Metazoa; Chordata; Actinopteri; Anguilliformes; Anguillidae. The transcript has 15 exons.
UAGCCUCUUUGAGUGGUGCUGAUGUGUGUUUGUGUAAAAUAUUGGAAGUGGUGCAGUGCCAGCAGUCAUACCCGUUUGGGUCUUUGGCAGUGCGGGGCCAGGGAGGUAGGUGUGCCAGGUGCUGUGAUAUUAUAAGCUGAAGACACUGACUGAAGCCAGAGUAGGGGCUCCUCACCAUGGCCUCUCAGCCCGUGUAUUCAGGAGCCAGAAUAUUGGGGCGUUGGUCUCUGAAUGCAGAGGGCAGUGGGAGCAGUGAGGAGGCUUUGGACCGGCUCCUGCUGCCCGUUAGCGCCCCCCGCAGGAAGAGCAGCAGCCUGGGCACACCGGAGCCGCCCCUCCUGCGCACCAGCACCAGAACCAUCUACACCGCCGGCCGGCCGCCGUGGUACAACCAGCAGGGCGCUCAGUCCAAGGACGCCUUCGUCAUCGGACUCUGUGGUGGCAGUGCUUCAGGGAAGACCACAGUGGCCAAUAAGAUCAUUGAGGCUUUGGGUGUACCUUGGGUGGUGUUGCUGUCCAUGGACUCCUUCUACAAGGUUCUCUCUCCAGAAGAGGAGGCACUGGCUGCUAGUAAUGACUACAAUUUUGACCACCCGAAUGCCUUUGACUUUGACCUGCUGGUGCAGACCAUUCGCAAGCUCAAACAGGGCAAGAGUGUGAAGAUACCGAUGUAUGACUUCACCACACAUGGCCGACAGAAAGAGUGGAAAAACGUAUAUGGGGCCAGCGUUAUUAUUUUUGAAGGAAUCAUGUCUUUUUCAGAUAAGGAAUUAUUGCAGCUCCUGGACAUGAAGAUCUUUGUAGACGCGGACUCUGACAUCCGAUUGGUCCGCAGGCUACGCAGAGAUAUUACAGAGAGGGGGCGAGACAUUGAGGGCGUUAUCAAACAGUACAACAAGUCUGUGAAACCUGCCUUUGAGCAGUACAUCGAACCAACCAUGCGCUUGGCUGAUAUCGUAGUGCCACGUGGGGGUGAUAACAUGGUGGCCAUUGACCUGAUUGUGCAGCAUGUCCAUAGCCAGCUGGAGGAGCGGGAGCUCAGCGUCAGGUCAGUCCUGGCCUCUGCUCACCAGGCCCAGCCUCUUCCUCAGACUCUCAGUGUGCUGGAGAACACGCCUCAGGUCAGGGGCAUGCACACCUUCCUCAGGGAUAAGGAAACCACCCGUGAUGAGUUUAUCUUUUACUCCAAGAGACUGAUGCGCCUGCUAAUUGAGCAUGCUCUUUCUUUCCUGCCCUCCCAGACCAGCACAGUGCAGACUCCACAGGGUCAGGACUAUGAGGGGCGGCGCUUCUGUGGGAAGGGGAUUACGGGCGUGUCCAUCCUCCGUGCAGGAGAAACCAUGGAACCUGCCCUCAGGGCUGUCUGCAAGGAUUGCAGGAUUGGAAAAAUCCUGAUUCAGACGAAUCAGGACUCAGGAGAACCGGAGCUGCACUACCUGCGCCUGCCCAAAGACAUCAGCGAGGAUCACGUCAUCCUGAUGGACUGCACAGUGUCCACUGGCGCUGCCGCCAUGAUGGCUCUGCGUGUUUUACUGGACCAUGACGUGGAAGAGGGCAGGAUCCUGCUGGUGUCUCUGCUGAUGGCGGAGAUGGGGGUGCACUCAGUGGCCUACGCCUUCCCCCAGGUCAAGAUCAUCACCACCGCCAUCGACAAGAGCGUGGACGAGCUCUUCCACAUCAUCCCUGGCAUGGGGAAUUUUGGGGAUCGCUAUUUUGGUACGGACGCCCUGCCAGACAGGAGUGAUGAGGAGGGGCUUGGUGAGGCCAGUUACUGACAGCAGAAGGAUCCAAGGGCAACGAAUCAAAGCGCAGAAUGCAGGGACGUCCCCCCAUUCCCUUUGCCUCUCCAGCCAAUACAGUCUCAGAGAUUCGUAUAGAGACCCAGGACUUUAGCCCCCCAGCCACAGACUGCUCCCUGAACACAGCAGUACAGCUACAACAGGAACUCCUUAUCAGCACACCAUGACAGCCAUGCUUAUAAAACAUGUUAAUAGAUUAGUGCAGCUGUUUACAUGUGUUGAUACAUAUGUAUGUUUUACAUGUGUACAUAUGUUUGAUUAGAGGAAGGAUUUUUCAAAAAAUGAGUGAAAUGGGGAAAAGUGUGAAAUGGGGAACAAAAUACUUUUAUUUUUGUUUUAUUUAUUUAUUUAUAUAUUUUUGAAUAUUUGUGAAAAUAGUAUGUGUAUGAAAUACAAUAUUGACUUGGUGCAACAUUUUUAAUAUGACAGAAUGUGUCCAUAUAGUGUCCACUGGAUUUGAAUACCGUAUCAACAAACAAUGAAAAAGCCUUUUAUAUAGUUUCUUUUUAAUAUUUAAUGUGUUCUGUGUUAAUAACUGUUCGCAUAGAGUUUCAUAUUAAUGAAUACCUCAUAUGAACCUAGCAAAUGAAAUACAACAGUUGUUUGUGAGUAGGAAAGUGAAUUGUUGUGAGGGCCACUUCACUGGAAAGUUGCGUGGGCAGACUUCUUUCUGUAGCUCUUUGGUCUUUGGUCCCCUUUGCUGAAAGCUGAUUGGCCACAUUGUUAAAGCAUACAGAGAUGAGUAUCUCAUCAGAAGUUCAUAAGAGUUAUGAAUGUUUAGACCCUCAUCCCUGCAGUGCUGUUUCAUUACAAACACAUGCACUGAC